AUGGCGGAUAAAUUUCGUCUCGGUUCCCGGUUUAUACGCCUAAUCGGUGGCAGUCAAGGUAAAACAGGUUCGGCUUCCUCCGGCGACAAGACAUCCCAUCCCAAAGCGUCCUCCAAAUCAUCCGACAAAUCGUCCAAAUCCGUGUGCCCCGUUAUACCGUCGAAAGACUUCCAUGCCGUGCUGGGCGUUAGCCGAGCGGCUACAUUAAAUGACAUCAAAAAGGCUUAUUAUCAGUUGGCCAAAAAAUUCCAUCCGGAUAAAAGUACCCAGAUACAGUCGGACGGUGCAACAGGUACGGGGUCGGAUACGGCUGCGUUGGAAGCUAAGUUUAGCCAAAUUACGGAAGCGUACGAAGCGUUAAUGGAGGAACAGAAAAACCGCACGGAAAGUGUAGUUGAUCUAAAUCCAGCCCUGUAUCGUGACGUGCAAAAAAAGCACAUGAUGCUUCCGAAGGCCAAGAAAGAACGAUCGGCCAAACCGGACGUAAUGUUAAACGAGCUGAAUUACGAAGAUGUCGUGCUAAGUCUUACUUUCAAGGAAUCGAUCGAAGGGACGGUCCGUGAGGUUACGCUGCCUAUUGGUGUAAAGUGUGACCGGUGCUUGUUCACCGGUUCCCAGUCGGUGCGGGAUGAAGAGGGCAUAUGUAGCAUCUGUCACGGUACGGGUAAGCAAGUGUUCCAUUCGGAAAGUGGCGAUCUCUUCAUGCCUUGUAAGUUUUGUAACGGUACGAAGCACACGCCACAUAAAUUGACGUGCCCCAAGUGCAACGGUAAAGGAAUUGUGAUGCGGAAUCACAAACUGACCAUCAGCAUUCCAAAGGCUUCCCAGGAUAAGGAUCGGUUGAAGAUUCGCAUACCGGGACUGCAGCGACAGUUGAACGUUAUUCUGCACGUACAAGACUGUGACCACUUUCGCCGGAAUGGACUGAACAUCUACUCGACGGAGGAGAUUACGAUGUUGAAAGCAAUCAGGGGAGGCGAUUUGUCAAUCCGUGGUAUUAACGGGAUCUUCAACAUCUAUCUCGAGCCCGGUACACAGUGCGGCUCGGAGUUGCGCAUUCCCGGCAAAGGGCUACGGGACGAGAUUCAUCAGGACGUUGGCGAUCACGUUCUUACGCUACAGAUACGUUUGCCACAAAAUUUAACACCCAAGCAGCUUCGCUUGCUAGAAGAAUUCGAAAGAGCCAUCCAUUGUGAUGAGUGA
Messenger RNA from Anopheles maculipalpis, 1203 nucleotides. RefSeq names its product chaperone protein DnaJ-like. Bases 1 to 1203 code for a protein of 400 amino acids. The transcript has a single exon. Gene Ontology annotation, molecular function: heat shock protein binding. The record is from RefSeq and is a predicted model, not a curated record. Gene Ontology annotation, cellular component: mitochondrion. NCBI's taxonomy places the organism in Eukaryota, Metazoa, Arthropoda, Insecta, Diptera, Culicidae. Gene Ontology annotation, biological process: mitochondrion organization; protein folding; negative regulation of apoptotic process.